CUUUCAUGUUGGCGUCAUGCAUCGUUUUGCGGAAUUGUCAGUACGCGGCACCUUUUGUCGUUUACGUGUGUUUCUUUUUUAUUUGUAAAAUUAUGUUUGUUAGAAAGUUGUUCAAAGGGGACAUUAUGAUAAUCUGUCACUCAAUACAGAUUUAUAAGCUCAUAAUAUGUCAUUUAAAUAUUGACCUAUUGUUUUGGCUUCCUCAUUUGUUGUAAUAUCAAACUGGACCAACCUGUUGCCGACUGGACACAACCGUUGACUGUGGUUGUUACCUUUUGGUUGCAACACCUUGAAUCAAUUAUGAAGGAGGCUGGCUUGAGAAUAGAGUAAAUGAAUUAUGAACAAGUAAGAGUGAGUCUCAAACUGAACAGUGUUCUCCCACUGGCACGCAGAUGUCCUUCAUUGCAGUGAUAUCCUGUUUCACCUAGCAGGAAACAGCCUCUUAUUGUUCCUGGGCUGGGUGAUGUUGUGGUCCUGUCAUGCUCCACGUAGCAAACUCUACAUCCUGUACGGAUGACAGCUGAUCAUUAUGGGGGAGGUGUAUUUGUAGCAAGGCGUUGUCACUUAUUAACAGGUGAGGGAGUUGCCUUGAGCCAGCAGUGUCAUGGCCCACCUGCUGCCACGUGGGUCCUGGAGGACUGUGGCCGGAGCAGGUGAAUUCAGGUGUUUACUGAGAGGUGUGGUGUGUUUGUUCACACUCUCCGCCUCCAUGUUCUAUCUGCCAGUCCUCCAGGACUGUUUCCUAAAGAGGCAGGAGGCACAAGGUUGGAAAGACUUCCUGCUGCUAUGACACUUGCAGAGACGCACAACCCGGUUUAAGAAUUGUUACUCUUGCUGGUAUUUUGUUUUGGCUUCAGUAAUGGCUACCUGAAUGUUUAGUAAGUAAAAGCAGCACUGAGAGCAACACCCAUUGCGAAACAUGCGUCCAUUCCUACGGCGGCGUACAUCCCUGCUGAAACUGGUGCUCCUUGGGGGGACUCUCUUCAUGGUGAUCCUAGUGGUUCUCCAGAGGGAUGUUGGGUCUUCACCUGCUGGUGACCCCUGGUUUCAGGAGCUGGUGGUCAAGAAGGAUAAGGUGAUGAUCAUGGUCCGAGAGGCUGUCAACAACAUUGGCUUCCAGAUCAGAGCUCCUCAGCCACAGCCAGUAGAGCAGCAGCCCACCCAGGACGCCAAAUGCCCUGCUGGAUUCUACACUCGGGCUCAGCUCAAACCUCACCUGGAGAGACCGCCUCAGGACCCCACAAGCCCUGGGGCUGAUGGGAAAGCAUUCCAGAAAAACCACAUGACCCCAGACGAGGCGAAGGAGAAGGAGGAGGGAAUGACAAGGCACUGUUUCAACCAGUUUGCCAGUGACCAUAUCUCACUCAGCCGUAGUCUUGGGGAUGACACAAGGCCUUCAGAGUGCGUGGAGAAGAAGUUCCGUCUCUGUCCUGCUCUGCCGACCACCAGUGUUAUUAUCGUCUUCCACAACGAGGCGUGGUCUACCCUCCUCAGGACGGUCUACAGCGUCCUGCACACGGCUCCUGCUAUCCUGCUCAAAGAGAUCAUCUUGGUAGAUGACGCCAGUGUUGCAGAUCACCUAAAAAGUCAACUGGAGGAAUUUGUCUUUCCGCUGAAGAUUGUCCGUGUUGUGAGGCAGCUUGAGAGGAAGGGCCUCAUCACUGCCAGGCUGCUGGGUGCCAGCAUUGCUCAAGGCGAAAUCCUAACCUUUCUGGACGCACACUGUGAGUGUUUCCAUGGUUGGUUAGAGCCACUGUUGGCCCGCAUUGUUGAGGAACCCACAGCUGUGGUCAGUCCAGAGAUCGCCUCCAUUGACCUUGAAACUUUUCACUUCUACAAGCCUUCGCCCUCCAGCCACGCUUUCAACCGGGGAAACUUUGACUGGAGCCUGAGUUUCGGCUGGGAGCAAAUCCCUGAGGAGGCGAAUAAGCUGCGCAAGGAUGAAACCUACCCCGUAAAAACACCUACUUUUGCCGGCGGUCUUUUCUCAAUCUCAAAGAAGUACUUUGAACACAUUGGAACAUAUGAUGACAAGAUGGAGAUCUGGGGCGGUGAAAAUGUGGAGAUGUCGUUCAGGGUGUGGCAGUGUGGGGGUCAGCUUGAGAUCCUCCCUUGUUCUGUAGUUGGUCAUGUCUUCCGUACCAAGAGCCCCCACACCUUCCCCAAGGGCACAGCAGUCAUCACUCGCAACCAGGUACGCCUGGCUGAGGUCUGGAUGGAUGACUACAAGAAGAUUUUCUAUCGCCGCAACAAGGAAGCUGCAGUUAUGGCCAGUGAGAAUAAGUAUGGGGACAUAUCUGAUCGCCUGAAUCUGAGAGAGAAGCUUAAGUGCAAGAACUUCACCUGGUAUUUAAACACCAUCUAUCCAGAGGCCUUCAUUCCAGACUUAAACCCAGAAAGAUCUGGAGCAAUUAGAAACUCAGGUUCUAAAACUUGUCUGGAUGUUGGAGAGGCUAACCAGGGAGGUAAAUCUGUGAUUAUGUACCAGUGUCACAACAUGGGGGGCAACCAGUACUUUGAAUACUCAACUCACAAGGACCUGCGUCAUAAUAUUGCAAAGCAGCUGUGUCUUCAUGCCACGCCCCAGCCAGAGGCAGUGAAGAUCGAGCUAUGUGUCCUGAAGGGGAAGGGAACCAGUUUGGCACCAGAACAGGAGUGGGUCUUCACAGAGGAAAAUCUGCUGAAAAAUCCCAGUAGUGGGAAAUGUUUAUGGCUGAAUGGAGACAAGCCUCAGAUGGACCACUGUAAUGCUGCCGACCUCUACCAGCACUGGACCUUUGGCUGACCUCCCUGUCUGCCCAUCAGGUGACCUCUGGACCUCGUGUCUCCUUCCUCAGACUCUGCUCUGAGGAGCCAACUCAACAUUGAUCCACAAGGACGUCCUGCUGUGGAGCGUGGGGCUUUUUGCCAUACUGAGUGGACAGUUACAGAUGGAGGUCAAAGGAAAGACUGUUGAAGAUGCUCGGGUUGGCCUUAACUUGUUUUAAAUUUAUUUAUGAUGGAAACUCAGAGAGACGCUUGAAGGUGGCUGGGGAUUAUUAGUCAUUAGACUGUGGACUUUGCCUGCAGGAGUGGCAGCUUGACUCUGGGGCAGUGGGUGUGACCUGAAAUUAUCUUACUUCAGUAAAUUCACACUCCAGUUAGUGUUUUUUUAAAUUUUCUUUGGCUCACAAUGAAUUCAUUGAAAUGUGACAUUGAACAUGUCACACGUUGAAAUAUGCCAUAAUAAUAAUAAGAAAUAAGUCAUAGAAUCAAGAGAUGUCUGUUUUUUUCAAAAUAAAAUUUCUUCUUUGUUGUGU
Molecule: messenger RNA, 3299 nt
Organism: Cyclopterus lumpus (lumpfish)
Lineage: Eukaryota; Metazoa; Chordata; Actinopteri; Perciformes; Cyclopteridae
Gene: galnt6
Product: UDP-N-acetyl-alpha-D-galactosamine:polypeptide N-acetylgalactosaminyltransferase 6 (GalNAc-T6)
Exons: 11
Coding region: 920-2785 (621 amino acids)
Cellular component (GO): Golgi apparatus
Source: RefSeq, a predicted model, not a curated record